AUGAAUGUUCCUCACAUGCCUGGAGUCCACCCUGUGGCUAUUUCUCGACCGCAGGUUGGCAUUGAACGCCUUCCUACUCGUCGAAUGAGCAAUGAACCACGGGAAUCGAUGAAUUGCAAAUCAUGCCGGAAGCGGAAGAUCAAGUGCAAUCGACUUCGACCUUCCUGCGAGGCCUGCCAGGUCUUCCAAUGUCCCUGUGUUUACGACGCUGUACCCAAAAAGCGUGGACCGAAGACAGACGUACUAGAAGCCCUCCUGAAAAGAGUAGAUGGGCUCGAGGCCAAGUUGAGAGAAAAGGGAGAGGACGAUGUGUCACUUGCAACUACGAAUUUGCCUGGAGCCGGGAAAGGAGAAGCUUGCGAAUCUGGCUCUCAAGCUACAGAAGUUGGCGAGCUGGUAUCCAAACAGCUCGCAGUCGAUGCACGCACCUCUCCUGGAGAUACCGCAUCACUUUCUCCACGUACACCAGUAGCUCGGGAUCUCCCCCCUCCUUCGGUCCAAGCCGAGGCAUUGCUUGACACCUAUUUCGCUAGGUUUCACGGUAAACCCUACUAUAUCGUCGACGAAUCAUCCAUACGACAAAGACUUCAACUCAACCAACUCCCCAAGUUUCUCUCUUUUGCCAUUUCCGCAGUGGCGGCGAGACACAACACCGACCCCAGUGGGUAUCAAGCAGCUGCCAAUCUUAGUGAAGAUCUUGCAGCGCGGGCCAGACGCGAAAUCAAUACCGACGAGCCAUCAAUAGAUGGAUUGCAAGCGCUUCUGUUAUUGGUCAGCGCCUUCACUGCAACAGGAAAGGGAAAGAAGGCUUAUAUGCUCAUGACGAGUGCUACUGGAAUGGCUAUGGCACUUGAAAUUCAUAAAGAAACCGAUGGACAAGCUCGAAUGACACCUGUAGAGCGAGAGAUGCGACGCCGACUUUUUUGGACUUGUUACCUGCUUGACCGAUUUCAAGCAACUGGUUCAAAGCGACCAAGCUUGAUUAGCGACAACACCAUCAUGCUACGUCUUCCUUCCUGGUCCCCCAAUUCCUCCUCGCUUCCAGUCGAGGGGGAGUUUUUCCAAACGGGUUCGAAUCUCCAAUACUUUCAAGGUAGUGACAAGAAGCCUCAAGGAAGCAUGGGUAUGCUCAUCGAUAUCACGCGCGUUCUCGGGAACACAAAUCGGUACUUGGCUGCGGGUGGUGUCAAGGGCGACUCUCACUUCCCUUGGCACACUCUUUCGACCAUCUCCAAGAUUCGUCAAGAUCUCGACGUCUGGGCUUCUGGAACAGAAGAGGUCUUUUCAAACCCUAGCGCAAUGCUUGGACAAGCAGACUCGACCAUACUUCUACUCAGCAAAGUCAUCUAUCACCUCAUCCAUUGUCUCAUUUACCGACCAUUCCUUCCCAUCGAUCUAGCAGAGCUUGCCGAAACAGGACAACACCAGUCGUGGCAGAUUGAAGCUACCAACAUGUGCUUUCUACAUGCAAACGCCAUCAUGGAGCUGAUUCAACUUGGAAAACAGUCGGGAAUCGUUGAUUGGCCUGCAUUUAUCGGAUAUUGUGUCUGCACGGCGGGCACGGUUCAUGUUCACGGAGCCCACUACAGCCAACAAGGAAGCCAGGGUGAGGUGAAUGUCUUCAGCUCUGCAGCAGAUUUCCUCUCUCGCGAGAUGCAAUUCCUAAGUGAACUUCGCUAUGCCUGGGCCACAGUACAGCAUCAACGCGAAACACUACAGGACAUUAGCCAUGCACAUGGGGAGUUGGUAAAGGCACUGGCACGCAGCUCUAUGCGAUAUACACCGGGAUUCCACAGCGAGGACUUUUUUGACCGAUACUCCAGUAUAGGAGGACCUGGUGGCCCAUCUUUCAGCUUUGAUGCAGCCAAUCUUCGCCUGUCCGAUGUCGCGGUUGACAUGAGUGCUGGGCCUACUGCUGGCGAGGACAACCUACGAAGCCUCGAUCGACCACAACGCCCCAGUCUCAAGCGCAAGAACACAGCGCCACCAGGCCCCAUUAACCGCAGAAGGCCUGAUGUGAAGGUGAUCUCGAGCCUUGCACCUUCUGCCACAGGCCUACCUACCCCAGGUACUGCUCGUCGGUCGUUUUCAUACACUGCUAGCGGAGUGCCGCAUUCAUCACCAGGCCUUCUUGCAACACCGACCUCGCUGCCAGGCCAUCACGAAAAUCAUGAGAUGUACGCUAUGCACGAGCAUAUGAAUGAUGCAUCGGCAAACAAUGCUGCAGUUGCGGCGGCAGCAGCAGCAGGUUUCACUAUGUCACCUACAUCACACGCCGUUUCAUCUCAUCCCAUGCAUCCCAUGGGUGGCGCGCCAUUCAGUCCCCCUUACAGCUAUGGAUCUGGAUCAAGCAUCACGAACACGGGCCCUGGUAUGAUCAAUGAAGCCAAUGGAGGUUACGACGCAAUGUUCGGUACAGUACCCACGAACGCGUUUGGAAGCCCUGCUGCAUGGCACGGGGAUGAUAACCACAACAAGAUGCAUUUCCACCAGGCUAGGGUGGCAGCAACGAGCCCUGGAGGUCGAAGCAACAACGGCAGCAGUGGAACGGGCCAGGGCGAGGAGAAGGACCCGUUCUUGGCUCUCCUGGAGCAACUUGCUGAGAACGAGAACCGCUCUCAGAACGGACAUGGGGGGGACUUGGACUUCUUCCUUGGCAACUCAAAUGUGAAUCAUUGA
Molecule: messenger RNA, 2679 nt
Organism: Fusarium sp. VM40
Lineage: Eukaryota; Fungi; Ascomycota; Sordariomycetes; Hypocreales; Nectriaceae
Source: the annotation of a GenBank genome assembly